Dibothriocephalus latus is the source of this 184-nucleotide messenger RNA. NCBI's taxonomy places the organism in Eukaryota, Metazoa, Platyhelminthes, Cestoda, Diphyllobothriidea, Diphyllobothriidae. The record is from the annotation of a GenBank genome assembly.
UCGAAUACCGCCGGGAGAGUACUACUACCCGAUGGUGUCCUCCACGGCCGCGCGUAGCGGCUUCCGCCUGGUCUUCGCCAAAUCCUAUGCAAUCAGCCUCCAACUGCUGGCGUGUCUUUCGCUGCAGGGCGCUGUCACUACACCCUCAGUCAUCUUUGAUCUGCCGGGCUUUCCACCGGGUCUU